Seminavis robusta is the source of this 2404-nucleotide messenger RNA. NCBI's taxonomy places the organism in Eukaryota, Bacillariophyta, Bacillariophyceae, Naviculales, Naviculaceae. The record is from the annotation of a GenBank genome assembly.
UAUUUUUGGAUCCUGCAGGUGUCUAUCUUGGCUUGCUUCUCUCUUUCUCAUUUCUUUUUCAACGAUCGUUGUUGUCAUUACCUUGCCAAACGGUUUGCUGUGAAGCACUAGAAACCCAUAUCCUUUCCACCAAAGCUAAGGGUAUCCAGGUUGCUACCAAGGCUUCUUUUGUUGUUCAGAGCACUUUCGAUUUUUGACAAUUUGCGAGAAAGUUGUGAAGCAACUCUGCCUUCAUCAUCCCUCCUUCUGAGCUUCCAUUAAGAAAGAACAACCAUCAUGAGAUCAACAAUCCUCUAUUCCAUCGUGAUUGCUUCCCAAUCCAUUGCUCCCAUCCUGGCAGGGUUUUCGGAUCAGUUGCCCCCGAAACCCCAACCGAACGAUAUCCCUGGAACUGUCAAUGGAUGCGCCAAUGCCAUUUUGGAACAUGACCUCGAUGGAGACGGUGCCAUUCGAAGAAACGAGUAUCGUCAGUUUGUCAAUAAUGUGGCGGACCUGCUCUGCAUUCCUCCUCGGCCAGAAUUGGACUUGGAACUCCAGACGGUAUUUGUUAGUAUUGCAUGUCUCUGUCAAGAACUCCCUGGAAAUGAUGCAUCCUGUUGUUUUGGUGAAAAUGCGGGACUCUUCGAUGGCGGUGCUUCCCAGGUGGCGGGCAGAACAGCUGAGCAGACAUCCUACCUCCGUGCCGCAUGUUUGUUGACCCAAGCUAUCCUUGGACCCGAACAAUGCAAGCUCCCACCUGCUACCCUAGCUCCAGGUGCCGUUACAGCUCCGUUUUUCGUUACUCCCGCUCCCCCCAUUCCUCCAGCCGGACCCAACAAUCUAUUGUGGCUACUGCUACUCUUGCUGUUGCCACUCCUCUGCUGUAUCUGCUGCUGUUGCUGGCGCAAAGACAAAGAAGUGGAAGAAGAAUAUGAAGUAACCGUCAAGGAAGAAACCAUUGUGCAAGGUCCCGAAGAUCCCAUCGAAGACAGAAACAUUCCUCCUCAACCCGAAGAUGAUAUCGAACAAGGCCUGGCACCACCUGUCGAUACCCCAACCAAUGAUGAAGGCAUCAAUCCAAUGCCCAUGCCACUCCUGGCAGAACCUCGAGAGCUGCAUGACGAACCUCCCCUUCAGGAUUCACCUCCUGAACCCGCACCCUUGCCCAUGGAACCAGAAGAGCCCAUGGAACCAUUCUCAGCGGGCGACGAAGACGGUGGUGACGACAAUGCACCCAAGCCCGGAGUACCUAUCCCUCCCAUGGGAGCACCUGGAAUGGGUGAAGCGGAAGACGACGAAGAAGAUGAAGAGAACAUUGGGCGCAAACUUGGUGCCAACCCAGAUGAUGACGAAGAGGAAGACGGCGGACGCAGGUUUGGUGGUCAAGGUAUGCUUCCCAAUCCACCGGGUGCCGAAGGUGUCGUGUUGCGUCAUGUUGAGAGAGAACCAAAUGAAAAGGGAGAGUACGAAUACCCCGAACGAAACAUUCAAGAGUUCAAAUACAAGACAGAAGAUGAAGGACAAGUACUGGAUCACUAUGUCCCAGAUGGUGGAGUGUAUGAUCCUCAGAGGCCACCAAGGGAGCCUGUGAUCAUGCCCACACCCAAAUACGAGCGAAAACCACCACCGGAGCCAGUCUUUAUUGACCCUCGAAAGCAACGAUUGCAAAUGGCUCUUGGAGAUGGCGAAGUUUGGGAUGCACUCGGAGACUGGGAGGAAGAGGAGGAAAAACAUGGAAAUGUUGAAAAGAUUGAUUGGGUCAUUCACAGUGCUUUGACCGUCUUUGCGGGUGCCGAAGAAACAGGCGACCUAGAAAAGGAAGCAUCUUCAGAAGAAGAUGUGUCAGAUGACGAGGAAGGCGACGAGGAAGGAGCAUAAGCGCUCAAUCCACCUCCCAGCCUCCAUUCCAGCCAACUAGCACCUCCUGCUUUCCUCCGUCACAGCCCUUGCCGCUAUUCAGAGCGCGGCAUAGAUUGAAGUACCAUACUCUGUGUGUCUCUUGUGCACUACUCUUGAUUAUUUAUAACACAAACCACUCUAAACUAAAUGAACUUACACCAACAACAUCUUUCAGGCCACCGCACGACGGCAUGGUGCAUGUAGCUAGCUCAUGCAAUGCAAACAACGAGAAUCGAAUCUAGCUAGCUAGCAUCCUAUCCGCAACGAUGCUGAAAGGUUGGCUGGCAAUGGAGCUAUCUGGCUUCAACUGAUGGUCCUAUUGCUGCUUGGAUCCUGGGUUGCUUCGGACUUGGGUCACCGUGCCCGCAGGACAGCUUCUAGCUUCUAGAUAGCUAGCCACAGUGCUACCGGUACCGGUACUGGAACUCUUGCCACCAGCAACUUUCAUGCUGUAGCCAUCCAGCUACGAUAGCUAUUAUCUGGCUACUAGCUAGCACGAGCAGCCAUAGGGAGCGGCUCAGGUCAC